AUGAUGCCCCUUGUGCGUCGUUGUUGCUGGGACCACGCGACGCUGCCGUAUGUCCCUGAACGGCCGUGUUUGUUGUACUAUCUUAUUCCCGGCGACACAGUGCCGCGGGUGGCGGUGCCUAAUGCCCGUGGCGAGUACCCGCAUUUGAUACCGGGUAUGCCGUACCUUGAAGAGGUGGGUGACGAGGACGUGGAAGAGUGUGAAGGUUCUGAACGGCUAACAGUGCCGAUUCUGGAAUUUUCUCCCCCAACCAUUCGGGCGGACGCGGCCACACAAGUGGAGUGGAAUGAACUUCCCGUGCCACCACCGGCACAUCUGCAGCGGUUUGUGGCUCCACCGCAAGGAAAAUGA
Messenger RNA from Trypanosoma rangeli, 351 nucleotides. RefSeq lists its product as uncharacterized. The transcript has a single exon. The coding region runs from base 1 to 351 and encodes 116 amino acids. NCBI's taxonomy places the organism in Eukaryota, Euglenozoa, Kinetoplastea, Trypanosomatida, Trypanosomatidae. The record is from RefSeq and is a predicted model, not a curated record.